This is a messenger RNA of Phalaenopsis equestris, 1807 nucleotides long. RefSeq names its product protein SET DOMAIN GROUP 40. The transcript has 6 exons. Gene Ontology annotation, biological process: peptidyl-lysine monomethylation. NCBI's taxonomy places the organism in Eukaryota, Viridiplantae, Streptophyta, Magnoliopsida, Asparagales, Orchidaceae. Gene Ontology annotation, molecular function: protein-lysine N-methyltransferase activity; protein binding. Bases 98 to 1531 code for a protein of 477 amino acids. The record is from RefSeq and is a predicted model, not a curated record.
GAUUGCCCGAAAAGGUGAGGUGAGGCAACUUGUUCACAACCAGUCUUUUACAGUACUUUUCGCCUAUUCGAAGAUGUAGAGAGAGCACGCCGACAAGAUGAGCAGCAUAGAGGGCCCGAAGAUGGAAGCGCUCCUGUGCUGGGCAGCACAGAUCGGCAUCUCCGACGAUCCUUCUCAAUCUCCUUCCACCUCCAUCCCAUCCCCUUCCUGUUUGGGCCAUUCCCUUGUCGUAUCCAACUUCUCUAACGCCGGCGGGAGGGGUUUCGCCGCCUGCCGCGAUCUCAGGAUGGGCGAGUUAAUCUUAAGAGUCCCUAGAACGGCGUUGUUGACGAAGCAGAGCGUGCUGCGAGAUGAAUGGUUGGCAUCCUGCAUGAAGAAGCGCCCUCAUCUCUCCUCUUCGCAGAAAUUGACCAUAUGUUUAUUGGCUGAAGUGGCGAAAGGAAGGGAUUCUAGGUGGUAUCCCUAUUUGGUCUUGUUGCCUUCGAGUUACAACACACUGCCGAAUUUCCAUGAAUUUGAAAUUCAUGCUCUUCAGGUAGAAGAUGCUAUCUGGGUUUCUGAAAAGGCUGUUGUAAGGGCUAGAUCAGACUGGAAGGAAAGCUUGGUGGUCAUGCAAGAAAUGAAGCUCAAACUAAAGUUUUUAUCUUUUAGAUCAUGGCUUUGGGCUUCUGCAACUAUAUCUUCCCGCACUUUAUAUAUACCUUGGGAUGAUGCUGGUUGCUUGUGCCCUGUUGGUGAUUUGUUUAACUAUGCUGCACCCGAUGACAAGCUUUGUAUUGGAGAUUCUUAUUUUGAGGGCAAUGAAGUGAAGGAGCUCGCUCAAUUGGUUGAUUCCUCUACUCGGAGAUUAACGGAUGGUGGCUAUGAGGAGAAUUCUGCUUCGUAUUGUUUCUAUGCUAUGAGAAAUUACAAGAUAGGGGAGCAGGUUCUUCUAAGUUAUGGAACUUACUCCAAUUUGGACCUCCUAGAGCACUAUGGCUUUCUCCUCUCAUCCAACCCCAAUGACAAGGCAUUUUUGCACCUUGAUAUAGAUUCUAAUAUUUCCGACGCUUGGUCCAAGGACUUACUUUACAUCCAGCCAGAUGGAAAACCUUCCUUCGCUCUCUUGUGCUCUCUGCGUUUAGAUUCAACUCCCAGGAACCUGCGAAGAGCACUCGGGCAUCGAGCUUUUGCUGGAUUUUUUCUCUCUAAUGAAAAUGAAGCGCUUGCGAUGACAAAAUUGGUGAACCACUGCUGUGUGGUUCUGGAUGAAUUGCCAACUAAGAUAGAGGAUGAUGCCUCGUUGCUUUCUAUUAUCAACGAAGUUGUUGAUUUUGGUGCUUGUUUUGAUAGGCUGGAGUCGGCCUUUAGCCAUGAAGAAUUUGCAGGCUUCAUUGAGGCCAAUGGUUUGCAGAGGGAGAGCUUAUUGACCGCGAAGGCUUUGAGGUCAUUGGAGAGAUGGAGAUUGGCAGUUCAUUGGAGAUUGUUUUACAAGACUAUUCUUUCGAAUUGCUUAUCUUAUUGUAGAAAGGUGAUGAGUGAAAUAUCAUGAAAGUUUAAGAGUUAACUGCAUAUGUCAAAAGUACAAAUUUUUCUCAAAUUCUUGGCAAGAUGGUAAUUAAGUUGACUCCUGAUUGAUGAUGAAGGAAAAGCCUUUGAGAAAGAUGGUAAGCGGCAUCUGUUACUACUCUUGUUGGAGAAAUUUACAUAUCUACCACGCAAUUCUUAUGGAUUUACAUGUCUGACACCUAAUAUUUGUUGUUUAUAUUUAUAACACUUUGGUGCUAUAAGCCUAUAUAUACAAAAAGGUACAUUUGACUUUUAAAAA